Danaus plexippus (monarch butterfly) is the source of this 6855-nucleotide messenger RNA. RefSeq names its product dedicator of cytokinesis protein 1 (gene mbc). The record is from RefSeq and is a predicted model, not a curated record. The transcript is spliced from 37 exons. Gene Ontology annotation, molecular function: guanyl-nucleotide exchange factor activity; small GTPase binding. NCBI's taxonomy places the organism in Eukaryota, Metazoa, Arthropoda, Insecta, Lepidoptera, Nymphalidae. The coding region runs from base 117 to 5831 and encodes 1904 amino acids. Gene Ontology annotation, cellular component: cytoplasm; plasma membrane. Gene Ontology annotation, biological process: cell migration; small GTPase-mediated signal transduction.
CACAGCUCAUCUCUACGCCCGACCAUAGACAGCGUGUUUUGACAAAGUUUUGAUCGUGAUAAAAAUGACGAGCUCUACAGUCGUUUAAAAAAUAAAUAAUUAAGUGUUUUACAAAUAUGACUGUGUGGCAAGAACUCGAAAAUGAAAACUGCUAUGCCGUCGCGCUGUACAAUUUCAAUUCACCAUCAACUGUCCACCUGCCGCUGGAGGUGGGCGAGCUGGUUCACUUGACGAGGGAAACGAAAGACUGGUACUGGGGCAUCAGUCUCAGGAGAAACAAGAGUGGAGCCUUCCCCAAGAAAUAUGUCGUCAUAAGAGACUGUGUCGUUGACAGAUGUGGAGAGACAGUGGUAGCUUCAGCUGGUGGCAGCGGGGUUGUCCACGACAUAGCGGUCACGUUACGCGAAUGGCUGCAACAUUGGAAGGUUUUAUAUACGACAAAUGACGAGCGUUUCAAAUUCAUGGAAGUUAGCAUGAGGGCUCUUUUGGAGUUAAGAGCUCAGGCCGCGUCCGGAGCCCUGCCUGUAGAUCAGCUCCGAAGAGUCGCGAGGACGGCUGUCUUCACCAUCGACAAGGGGAAUAGGACUUUAGGAAUGGAGUUGGCGGUCAGAACGAUCAGCGGCCAGCUGGUGGAUCCGUUAACGACGUCUACCUUCAAACUGAACGCCUUACACGAGGAGGCCAACUCCAGGAUAGAUAAGAACAUGGAAACGACCCCGACGAGUCGUCCUUCUAGUCAAAUAACCGCCGCCCGCUCCUAUACUAUAGUGGCUCACGUGAAUAAUUUCGUGUGCCGUUUGAGAGACGCCGCCGAGUUAUCUCUAGCGCUCCACGACGGCGCCGGCAAUAAACUGACGGAAAACGUGCUCCUGAAGUGGCCGCCGGGGCAUCUGGCAGCACAGGAACUGUUCACCGCGCCUUACGUGGUGUUCACGGAUCUGGGCAGCGACAUAAAGAAAGAGCGUCUCUUCCUGGUAUGCCACGUGGUCAGGAUCGGGUCCAUGGAGCCGCAGAACGUUGAUCACAGGUAUUCUAUAUUAAGACGCAGUUCGAUAUCUCCGUCGGUGUCCGGGAGCGGCAUGCGGCGGCCGUGCGGAGUCGCGUGCGCGGACAUCACACAGCACCUCGCCAACGACCACUCCGACAAGGAGAUCCAGCUGCCGUUUUACGCAUGUGAGAAGGAGAACAUGGAUUCUCUUCUCAAGAAAGUUAUUGGGAACCUGAAGGAUCAGAAGCACUCUCAAGGACUGUGGGUGUUCCUACAGAUGGUGGAGGGAGAUCUACAACAGGUCCGUCGCGAGAAACCUCACAUGGUGGUAGGCAACACGGUGUUCGCUAGGAAGAUGGGCUUCCCUGAAGUGAUCCUGCCAGGGGACGCCCGCAACGACCUGUACGUGACUCUGUGUGGCGGGUCAUUCUCUAAGGGGGGCAAGUCCAGCGAGAGGAACAUAGAACUGGUGGCCAGAGUCGUGGAUAAGAACGGAAAAACGCUACCGGGUGUAAUAUCAGUGGGCGCGGGCUCUCCGCUGGUGGACGAGUACACCUCCGUGGUCUACUACCACGAGGACCGACCCCGCUGGCAGGAAGUGUUCAAGGUGUGUCUGAACAUAGAAGAGUUCAAAGAGGCUCAUAUGGUGUUCCUGUGCCGUCACCGCAGCUCCAACGAGGCGAAGGACCGCGCCGAGAAGCACUUCGCCCUCGCCUUCCUCAGGCUCAUGCAAAAAGAGGGAACCACCAUCCCCGACACCACGCACAACCUGGCCGUGUACAAGAUAGAACAUAAGAGGACAUGUUCCUCCUCGGAGCUGGAUACGGAGGCGUCGUCAGUGUGCCUCGGGCUGCCGUCCAGGCGGGACGAGCUGCCCGCGGGCUGCGAGCGAGGCCUCACCCGGGGCCCGCUCUCACUCUUACACAGAGACACGCUCUCUGUAACCACCAAGCUCUGCUCCACUAAACUCACACAGAGAGAGGAGAUCCUGGGCGUGCUGAAGUGGAGCAAUCAUCAGACAGACGGUUCGUUGAAGAGUUCUCUCACCAGUCUACUCCGAGUGCCAAACGACGAGCUCGUCAAGUUCCUGCAAGAUAUACUGGAUGCAUUAUUCAGUAUACUAACACAGGUGGAGGAAGACGAUGAUUACACCGAAGACAGCUACUCGGUGCUGGUGCUGGACUGUCUCCUGCAGGUCAUAUCCCUGGUAGCGGAUCACAAGUACCAGCACUUCCUGCCAGUACUGCAGGUGUACAUCGACACCAGCUUCUGUGACACACUGGCUUAUGAGCGGCUGAUAUCCAUCAUGGUGUGGGCGAUUCGUUCCGCGGAGCGAGGCGAGGGCGCGUCCAAACGACUGCUGCAGUGUAUGAAGUGUUUGGAGAGCCUGGCGCGAGUGCUGGUGAGGUCUCGGCAGCUCAGGGCGGCGUUGGCCGGCGCUUCACCUGGACACUGCACACAGCUACAGACUCUGCUGGAGGCGCUCGUUGGCCUCAUGAGAUGCGGGGACUCCGCCCUCACGUGUCAGGGCUCCGCGCUGAAGUACCUACCGCACGCCAUACCUCACAUGAUCAAAAUAUACGACGACACGCAACUCUGCGAAUAUCUAGUCUGGGCAUUGGAGGCCCUCCCUCUGUCGCGUCUCUCGAACCAACGUCUUCACGCCCUGCUGGAGUUAGUUAGGGGCCCCCUGGGGGCCUCGGCGGGCCCCCGGGCCAAAUUACUACCACACUUAGCCAGCACCCUGAGGGCCCUAUUGAGGAAUCCUGCUGAUUUGGACACGCCGCACAAGUUACGAUCAGCGGACAAGGCCGCCAGGUUGCUGGGAGCCGACACCGCCAGCCUCCUAGAUCACACGCAGCAGAUGCAGAUCGUGGAGUUGUGUGUGGAAACUUUAGGCGAAGUAGUUUCUCUUCUCGCGAGAGAUGAUGUCGGUCCAGUGGCUGCGGAUAGAGGAGAACUAGCGAGGUCUUUGUUACCGACGGUGUUGAGGAUAGCGAACAACAUCAUGAAGGACAGGAAUAAGGAAGAUGGAACACCUCAUGAUGAUCUACUUCCGCGUAAGCUAAUAUGCGUGCUGCUAGACAUGAUGCGUCAGAUGUCUUUAGAGCAGUACACGCUGGUGGUGCGUUCGUUGGGCGGGGGCAGAGCCCUGGCCGCGGAUGCUCUGUCGUUCACCGGAGCCCUACUCGCACGACCCGUGUUCAAACAGCACUGGGCUGACAUGCUGCAUCUACAGCACUACGUUAUGCUGCACACUUUGAGAUUAUUAGCGACGUCGCUGCGGGAGGAUCUCAACGAGGAGAAUUCAGACCAAUCGCACGUGCACUCCACGUUACAAGACUGGUUCGUUACAUUGAGCGCCUUGGCGUGCUCCAAGCCGUUGCAGCUGGAAACAUUACCGGCGGCGAGGAGGCAGAGAGCCGUCAUACUUUACGGGGACAUCAGGAGAAGCGCCGCGAGCUUGAUGGCCGACAUUUGGUUCAGUCUCGAGGAACACAAGAGAUUCUUCAUCCCGUCCCUGGUGAAGCCUUUCCUCGAAGUGAGCUUCCUGAGAGACGAUGAAGUCAGGAACACUACGAUACCCUUGUUCUAUGAUAUGAUGAAGACCGAGUUCAAGUACACCGCUGACACCGAAGGUGAAGGGAAUCUACUUCGCCUGGAGAACGAGCUGAUCGACAAGCUGGACGUUCUGGCGGAGUCCGGCCUGGGAGACGCGGCGUGGCGGGCGAAGUUCGUGUCCAUGUGCGGGGCGGCGUGCGUGGCGGGCGACGGCGGCGAGCUGAGCGGGGCGGGCGGCGCCCUGGUGGCCGCGGCCGCCCGACAGCUGGACGCCUUGCUACAGUACAGAGCGGCGCCCACACACCACAGGAUGUACCUCGUCACGAGCGUACUGAGGUUCUACGAACAGAUCAAACGACCUCACAUGUACAUACGCUACGUUCAUCGCCUGGUGUCUAUGCACCGCUCGUCUCAACACUGGGCGGAGGCCGGUCUAACGUUGCAACUACACGCCAAACUGUUGGACUGGAGCGAGACUCCCCUCCCUCCCCGCCUCCGACACCCCGCCUGUGACGACUAUCACACACACCUGGAUCUGAAGAUAGCGUUAUACCAGGAGGUGGCGAGUCUGUUGGAGAUGGGUCACCAGUGGGAGUUGGCGGUGGAGGUCAUCAAGGAGCUGGUGUGCGUGUACGAGGACCGCGGCCAGGGGUACGCCGCCCUGGGCGCGCUGCAUGACCAGCUAGCCAGGCUGUAUCGAGCGCCCCUGGAGCACACGCGUCUACAACCCGCUUACUUCCGGGUGCGCUACCUGGGGAGGGGAUUCCCCGAACAUUUGAGACAUCCCAAGGGGUUCGUGUACCGCGGCAACUCGUGCGACAUGCUGCAUAACUUCAAGGAGCGGAUGUUGGACGAGUGGCCGGAAGCGGAUGUGCUGCUCAAACUGGACGAGCCCGGUGCUGACGUCACAGACUCGGACGGACAGUUCCUACAAAUCAACGCCGUGACGCCGGUGAUGGCGGACAAGUGGAAGAAGUUCCUGAGCCGCGCGGUGGACCACCAGGUCGUUAACUACUACGAGCACAACAACGUUAACACGUUCGUGUACUCCCGGCCCUUCCAUAGGAACGAUGACUGUAUCAUCGACCCCCGCGACGACCGCACCGGCGCCGGAGAGUUCGCUACCAGGUGGCUGGAGAGGACGGAGCUCACCACAGCACACGACCUGCCCGGUAUCCUCCGCUGGUUUCCCAUCGUAUCGACCAGGACUUACUGGGUGUGUCCCCUGGAGGUGGCCGUCGAGACGAUGACUCACACCAAUAAAGAGCUCAAAGGGCUCAUCCACUCCACUCUCUCCCCGUCCGCUCCCCUGCACCCUCUCACUAUGAGGCUUCAGGGCAUACUAGAUUCGGCGGUCCAGGGAGGGUUAGCGCAGUACGAGAAGGCAUUCCUCGCCCCCGCCUACCUCGAGAGGAGACCGGAGCACAGAGAACUGCUCGGAAAACUGAAAGAUCUCAUCGCGCAACAGAUACCGCUACUCAAAUAUGGUCUGGAGGUGCACGCGUCCCGGGAACCCAUACGAGACCUUCACGCGAGACUUAUUAAUUGUUUCCGAGAAAAAUAUGGAAGACAGGUGUACGAGGGUGAUUCUGACCCUCCAGAGGUCCAGCUCAGACCUUCUGCGAGACGAGACAACGACAACAGACUCUCAGACCUCUCCGCGGGCAACGAGACGACACCGAAAUCUAAAUUCUCCUUCAACUCGGCGAUCAGUUGGACCAGAAACAGCAGCACUGCGACCCUCACUCCUCGACACGGGAAACGAGUUAAAAACAGAAAGAGUGAAGUAAGUCUGCAGUCGAGCACUAGUCAAUGGUACGCGCCCACGAACGGUAACGUGAGCGCCAUCAACAACGCCAUCAACAGCGCGUUCAACAGCGCGCUCAUCAACAGUAACAACAGUAUCAACGGGAACUCGCACGGAGAGUCCUCGCCGCUUAGAGAAUUGAGGCAGGAGGUUGAUGUAACUUUCCAGUUAGUGUCGGAGCGGCCGCCGCGGGCCGAGGAACGCGAGCGGAGGCUGUCGCAGCGGACGAGCUAUAUUACUAUCAGUGAGCCGCACUCCAACAGAGAUUCCAUGGGAACGACGGACUCCAACCAGGAGGAGGAGGAGCCGCCGCCUCUACCGCAGAAACAGUCCCGCAGUAUGGAACACGACGAGGAAACGACCGUCAGGCACAACUAUGACCUGGUGCUGGCGCCCAGGACCUCCUACCUGUACUCCUCCAAGAGAGACAGGGCGCCCACACCGCCGCCCAAGAAGAGGAACCAACAGCUGUAGACGGAGACGGAGAUGGAGCAGUACGUGUAGGAGCGAUAGGGAUGGAACGAGAGCAUGUGCGACAGGGACGGAGAUAUCGCAGUAUGUGCGAGAGUGAUAGAGAUGGAAUAACAGUGUUUGUGAGAGGGACGUAGACAUAACAGUACGUGCAGGAGUGACAGAGACGGAAUGUAUACGAGAUUUAUACGGAUAUUAUGAUGUGAGAGAUAGAGUGAGUCGAUUAUAUAGGUGAAUGCGAGGAGAUAAUGUUUGUUGAGACAUUUUAUAUUAUGUACAAAGUUUGUUCCAUGAAACUGUAGAAUACGCUGGCUUUAUAAAGGAAAGUAGUAUGACCAGUUCUCAUUAUAACGAUGCAAGUCAGGCAUGAAACGAUCAGAGAUACGUAUAUCGUUCUACGUUUGAUAUAUUUAUUUGGAAUGACGUCAUCUUGAGUUAUCUCCGUGUUACUGAAGUAACUUAAUAUAUCCAUUUAGUUAUCAUUAUAAAUAACUCUUGAGUAAUUUUUAUACAUUUAUGUAUAUUACAAAAUAAAUAUAUAUAUUAUAUCAUUUUAAUAUUAAGCCAAAAAUGUUUCUUCCACCGAAAUUCUUCCAAAAAGAAAAGAUAAAAAUAUAUUUUGUACGCCAUCUUCCAAAGUAUAGUGUCAUAUAUACAAUUAACAUAUAAUUAUUUAUAAUCUCAGUGCCAUGAUAUACAGAAUUGAUCAAACCGUUAUUGAUAUUCUAUAGUCUAUACAUUAUGUGACUCGGGUCGUCUAACGUUACCUGUACAAACAGUGCCUCCAUAGAGUGACUUCAUAUUAAUUCAUAUAUAAACGAAUGUAAACCUUAUUGUAGUUUAGUUAAGGUUGAUUUUUCCAUGAUAUUCGCUUGAAAUUGCUUUAAUACUCAACUUUCAACAAACCGACUGAAACAAACGACGUAAGCUCGAUAGAGUUUAAACAUAACUAUAAAUAUUAGUUAUAUUAUUAUUAUUUGUAUAUAAAUUAUUGUAAUUGUUAUUUCUAAUAAACAAGUUACUGAAA